UCUCCCUUUUUAAUAUGAGAAUUCGAAAGCAGUGGGGAAGUGAUGUUGGACCUAUCACAGCAUUGCUAACAGACAGCCUAUUACAGUAUUUAAUAAAAACAGAAACAGCAUGCCUAUCAUAGGCUAAUAAAUCCUAUCUCCUGCAUGCUUUAAAAACAGUAUGAAGCAGCUUUCACGGAGCCUCAGAUAACUAAUUUCAAGCAUGGCUGUCUAGCGUGCCUGUCACUCCUAUUGUCCUUCCAAACUCUUUCAGACAUUUUGAGCAGGGAGUAUUAAAGCUAUGAGUUAGCAAGGGUUGUGACAUUAAUGGUCCAGAAAAGCUUUAGGCACGAGCGGUAAUGAUGAUUACCGGUGGCUAUUCGGAGGACUACACUGGAUCGCUGUCAUUAAAAAUUAAGCGUGGCUUUUGAGGAAGAUGUGACAACUACCGGAGAAAUACACUCAAGGCAAAAUUUAGAGACCAAAGUGAAUGAGGAAAAAGAGCAUAGCUGCUUUCUAUCAGGAUCUGGCAAUGUCUUGUAGUUCGAAGACCUGCAGAAUCGAAACAAUGUCUUUUCGCCAUCCCUCUAGAAAUUCCACCAUAAAGAAAGGAGCCCCUGGACCACCAUCCUCUAAGAUGUUUAUAUGGACCAGUGGCCGGACCUCUUCAUCUUACAGACACGAUGAGAAAAGGCACUGGACAUAUGGCAGGAAAGGAAAGUAGAAACUAUGAGAGGGUGAGAAGAGGAUGGACAGAUCCAUGGAGACCUCAAAGUCCUUGGAAGAACAGCCUGGGAAAUAUUUACCAAAAAAUCAGAGACCACGACCUCCUGGACAAAAGAAAAACUGUCACAGCACUGAAAGCAGGAGAGGACCGGGCCAUUCUCCUAGGACUGGCCAUGAUGGUGUGCUCCAUCAUGAUGUACUUUCUGCUGGGGAUCACACUCCUGCGCUCAUACAUGCAGAGUGUGUGGACUGAAGAGUCUCAAUGCACCUUGCUGAAUGUGUCCAUCACGGAAACGUUUAAUUGCUCCUUCAGCUGUGGUCCAGACUGCUGGAAACUGUCUCAGUACCCCUGCCUCCAGGUAUACGUGAACCUGACUUCUUCAGGCGAAAAGCUCCUUCUCUACCACACUGAAGAGACGAUGAAAAUCAAUCAGAAGUGCUCCUAUAUACCUAAGUGUGGAAAAAAUUUUGAAGAAUCCAUGUCCCUGGUGAAUGUUGUCAUGGAAAAUUUCAGGAAGUACCAACACUUCUCCUGCUAUUCUGACCCAGAAGGAAACCAGAAGAGCGUCAUCCUAACCAAACUCUACAGUUCCAAUGUGCUGUUCCAUUCACUCUUCUGGCCAACUUGUAUGAUGGCUGGGGGCGUGGCGAUCGUUGCCAUGGUGAAACUCACACAGUACCUCUCCCUGCUCUGUGAGAGGAUCCAACGGAUCAAUAGAUAAAAGCAAAAUGGAUGAGAUCAUUUUCUUUAAAGCUCAAAUACUGUUUUCUUUCAUUCUUCACCAAAGAACCUUAAGUUUGUAAUGUGCAGUCUGUUAUGAGUUCCUUAAUAUAUUCUUAUAUGUAGAGCAAUAAUGCAAAAGCUGUCCUAUAUGCAAACAUGAUGUCUUUAUUAUUCAGGAGAAGAAAUAAGUGUUUUGUGUUGGUUGUUUCAUAAUCUUGUUUCAAUGCUGGAAUUAGAACUUCCUUCUCUCGUUCCGCCAAAAUAGGGCUCAGUUAUUCAUUUGCCAAGCUUUGUGGAGGAAUGUAGACAAUAUCAAUGUGAUAAGGUCUGUGUUCUGAGUUUUCAGAUCUCUUGAAGACAUUUCUGCAAUAUUGUUCAUCAUCCAUUGUUUACUAAAGCUACAGCCAAAAAUAUUUUUUCUUUUCCUACUCUAAAACUGAGCCCUGUAGCAAGUGAAGGGACCAGAUUUCCAAACUAAAGGAUGUCACACAUUUUCCUUGUAUUUCUACCAUAUCACUGUAAAAAAGGAGGGAAAUCUGACCAGCUAUUUUUCUUUUAUUACUUUCUAUUCAUAAUUCUAGAUUUUUUAACUGAUUUCCAAAAAAAUAAGCUGUUUUCAUUAACAAUUCUGUAAUCUCUUCUUGUGAUUUAAAUAGAAACUGAACAGAGCCCUUUUCCAUGUAAGACCCUGCUACUGUGUGAGGAGACAACAUUUAGAAGGAGUUUCAUUACCUGUGAACUGACUGAAUGUUGAGUAGAUGCUCCAUUACAAUCCAGGAAAGUCUACGUUAGUAAGAGAUUUGUGGGAAAAUCUUUAUUCCAUUUCAAUUGAACUGUUAGGUGGUAAAUCUAAGAUCCCAUUUGCUGGUCAAUUCUGGUAGACUGAGUUCAAUGGGUAAAUCUAUUGUGGCGAAUGAACGUGUUGGAAUAUUGCUCUUUGGGAAUUUGUGUUUGAGUUAAUGAUUGUAUAGUCUCUCUUUCUGAAAAGCGCCCCCUGUCGGGAUUUUAAAGCUAUGUGCACAGAG
Messenger RNA from Equus quagga, 2454 nucleotides. RefSeq names its product potassium calcium-activated channel subfamily M regulatory beta subunit 2 (gene KCNMB2). The record is from RefSeq and is a predicted model, not a curated record. Gene Ontology annotation, molecular function: potassium channel regulator activity; calcium-activated potassium channel activity. The coding region runs from base 663 to 1427 and encodes 254 amino acids. The transcript has 7 exons. Gene Ontology annotation, biological process: potassium ion transport; detection of calcium ion. Gene Ontology annotation, cellular component: voltage-gated potassium channel complex; membrane. NCBI's taxonomy places the organism in Eukaryota, Metazoa, Chordata, Mammalia, Perissodactyla, Equidae.